AUGGUUACCAUGGGCCCACCACAGGGUGUUCGUCCCGGCGACAUUCUGGAGGUUCUUCAUGAAUUUGGCGGGCGCGGAGAAGAUGAACUGGUCAUGUUACCCCGCGACAAGAUUGAAUUGGUCGAGUUGGAUGAAGGAUUUGGAGAUGCCUGGUACUUGGGCAAAAACCUUAGGACGGGACAAACUGGUCUCUUCCCUGCGAACUUUACCAAACUGCCCCCAAGAAAGACCCUCGCCGAGUCGCCAGUACUUGUAGAGUCACCGAUACAAUUAGAAUCCCCGGCGCAUGAAGAUUCAUCGUUCGCGUCAGUUGGGAGUGGACAGAGCACCCCUCAAGCAUCGCGCCACGUUAGCUCCGAUAUGCAGUCACCGCAAAUUGGUUCUCCCGCGCAUCGAUCCGCUUCGUCUCCGUUGCCUCUCCCAAGCCUAGCGGCCGAUAUUCAGCAAGCCUUUCGUGGUUCCAUGGACAAUCAUAUGAACGGCGAAGACAGUCCGGUUAUGAAUGAGACGUUGAGCGUCAUUGAUGAGCAUAUCACGGAUAUGAACAUCCCACGUCACAAUGUGUCGACCCAAGAACCCAAGAUGAUCAAUGAUUCCGGCAGCGAGUACAGCAGUCAUCUUGGCCAUAGGGCUUCGUAUAUCAAUGGAAAUGAAACCGACGAUGAGGAACAGAAUCAUCCAACCGAGCAAGAGGUGCGGAAAUGGAAUCAAAUACAGACUUCAAGAUGCUUGCGCGGGCUCGGCAUUGAUCCAAAACACUGCGACAUCUUUGAAGAACAAGAGAUCACCGGCGAUGUGCUUCUGGAUAUGGAUCAAGAUUUUAUCUUUAUGAAGGAAUUCGAUUUCGGAGUCAUGGGCAAGCGGCUUAAGACCUGGCACAAAAUCAAGGCAUUCCAAGAAGACACCAAGGGCUUCAGUCAACAGCAAGCCCCGAGAGACUCUGUCUCCUCCAGCUUCUCAGGCCCUUCCGAUGAACGCGCAUUGUCUCGCGCUGGACACACCGGUCCACUUCUUCCUCGGAUUCCGACCUUGUCAGAGAAGACCGGCGCUGGUUAUCCACGAGGCUCUGCUCCGGCGCAACAUCCCCGACUGGCCAGUAACAAUACCUCGCCUAGGGCACCGCAUACUCCUCCGUACAGUCACGAUUCGCCAAGGAGAAUUUCUGCAGCGUCGCUCCGUGAUCUCAACCAGGCGCGUCGUCAUUCUUCCAUUGAUGCCACCCAACGCGGCAUGUCUGAGUCGGUUUUCGCUGGUCACCAACAAAAGAAGCCCUCAUUCGACCGGUCAUGGACUCUCAAUUCCGGCCCUCAAUCCAUGCCUGUUCGCCCAAAUACUUCGGUGGGCGCUAGUCCAGGUGGCCUCCGGGGUGGACCGCUGACUGCUGAAUCGGAUUCUUUCACCAACUCUUAUACCAGCACCCCGGAUCAGAUUGAUGACCUAGAUCGCGGUUAUUUCUCAGGAACCGAGGUUGACUCGCGCCGAAGCCGCCGGGUUCUACAGAAACGGGGGUCCACUGGUCUAGGUGUAAACAAUCACUCACGAAAGUCAAGCUAUGCAGAAGAUCCAUAUAAAGUGAUCACCCCGGCGAAACGUCACUCUCGCAUUAGCAGUGCGGACUCGAUCCGUGACGCAGCAAAGCAUGUCUCCCCAGCAGCUCAGGCCUAUCAUGGCACGCCACCGAAGAGUCGGCUGCGGAGCUUGAGCACGCGCGUCUCAUCAGAUAGAAGUGGGAACAAUUCUCAGUCAUCAACCUCCGAGAGCAAGACUAGCGCCGGUGGUGGUUUCUUCGCCAACUUCUCUCGGGUCGGCAGCAAAGCUGAUCCGGAAACCUCUUCUCGCGCUCCGCCGUCGCAAUUCCAGCCACUGAAGAAUGCUGGGCCUAAGUUCCGCCGAGCCAUGGGCCUUCGUGCCAUCUCCGACGUUGUUGGGAAGAAGAUUGACACUUCUGCGCCGCCUGACUCACCGCGGGAGUCCGAUCCCACCUCUGCUCGCACUGGAUCCACAACUCCAUCAGCGACGUCCAAAAGCUCGGAACGGCAUAGUACAGAUGGGUCUGGUAAGGCUGCUACUGACGGACAAGGAUUCGUAGUCCGUCCUCGUACCGUCAAGUCCAAGAAGGAGACUAGUGCCUAUACUCGGGGUCUUGAGAAGAAGACACCGCGUGAGCAGAUGGAUGGCUGUGACUAUAGCGGAUGGAUGAAAAAGAGAUCCUCCAACUUGAUGACUACCUGGAAGCCCCGACUGUUCGUCCUGCGCGGUCGUCGUCUGUCCUAUUACUAUUCCGAGGAUGACACUGAGGAAAGAGGCUUGAUCGACAUAACCGCUCACCGUGUCCUGCGAGCGGAUCAAGAUCCGAUCAUCGCUCUACACGCAACAAUCACCGGUUCAACCGCGCUACCAGCCAAUGCCAACAACACCGUGGAAAGCUCCAGCGGCACGAAGCUCACCACUCCCUCGACCAUGCAAUCGCUGACCACCAAGGACGGCAGUGGGCCGUUCUUCUUCAAGCUCGUGCCUCCGAAGUCAGGCAACUCGCGCACCGUACAGUUCACAAAACCAGCCACCCAUUACUUCCAGGUCGACAAUGUACAACAGGGUCGUCUGUGGAUGGCGGCAUUGAUGAAAGCUACCAUCGAGCGUGAUAUGGGACAGGCAGUGGAAUCCACCAACAAGCAAAAGACUAUUAGUCUGAAACAAGCUCGGCUGAUGAAUCAGCGGCCGCCGGAGAUGAUGGUACCUGCUUCGGGCAGCACCAAAACUGAGCAGACCAUCGAUGAGGAAGAGGAAGAGGCAGGUCUUCAAAUCAAGGGCUUGAACCUCAGUCACUCCUCUGGCGCCAACUCUUUCGAUGACACGAACGGCAGUCUGGACAAAAAUAACACAGAUAAGGGCCUCGAACGAUCUAUAUCUAACCCCUUCGGAGACUUAGACAACAACCACUCGUCCUUGCUUCCGAAUACUCUAGGCAACAUGGAAUCUAAGUGA
Penicillium vulpinum is the source of this 2985-nucleotide messenger RNA. RefSeq names its product putative polarized growth protein (Boi2). Gene Ontology annotation, biological process: actin cytoskeleton organization. Gene Ontology annotation, cellular component: plasma membrane. Bases 1 to 2985 code for a protein of 994 amino acids. Lineage: Eukaryota; Fungi; Ascomycota; Eurotiomycetes; Eurotiales; Aspergillaceae. The record is from RefSeq and is a predicted model, not a curated record. The transcript is spliced from 3 exons. Gene Ontology annotation, molecular function: protein binding.